Molecule: messenger RNA, 1298 nt
Organism: Tilletiopsis washingtonensis
Lineage: Eukaryota; Fungi; Basidiomycota; Exobasidiomycetes; Entylomatales
Product: GroES-like protein
Exons: 7
Coding region: 149-1243 (364 amino acids)
Molecular function (GO): oxidoreductase activity
Source: RefSeq, a predicted model, not a curated record
GGAAGCGCAACUGCCGCUUGCGCUCGCAGCAAGAGGCGUUUGCAACGGCGCGACCCUCCGGCCCACGCUGCGCCGCCAACCUCAUAAGCGCUGGGCCUCGCCGCUGCGCCCUUGUCUCGCCACCACCACCACCCCCAAGCACCCCACCAUGACGCCCGACAUUCCCAAGCAGAUGAAGGCGGCGCGCAUCACGCAGUUCAAGCAGCCCAUGGCGUGCGAGACGAUCGACGUGCCCAGCAAGCUCGAGGGCCACGAGUGCCUCAUUAAGAUUCAGGCCGCAGGCUGGUGCCACACAGACCUGCAAGUCUGUGAUGGGGUCUACGAAGCUCAAGGCGCCCACAGCGGCCUCGUGGGUAGCCACGAGCCUGCUGGGCUGGUGGUCGAGCUCGGCCCCGACGCGGAGAAGGAGGGCAAGAUCAAGAUUGGCGACCGCGUCGGCUCGACGAACACGUUUGGAUUUUGUGGUGCCUGCUCGAGCUGUCGCCAGGGCAAGCAGCUGUGCGAGAACAUCAAGGGCCUGCUCGGCCUGACGAUCGACGGCGGCUUCUCCGAGUACAUGAAGGCGGAUGCCCGCGUCGUGACGCGCAUCCCCGACUCGAUCGACUUUGUCUCGGCCGCCCCGCUCUUCUGCGCCGGCGCUACGGUCUACGGCGCGCUCAUGGCCGCCGACCUGAAGAAGGGCCAGUGGGUCGCCAUCGUCGGAUGCGGCGGUCUCGGACACCUUGGCUGUCAAUAUGCGCGAGCGCUUGGGGUCAACGUCGUAGCCGUCGACAACCGCCAGGAGGGCCUCGAAGUGCUUAAGAAGGCGCCCAAGCACCUGCAGCCCGACGAGACGCGCCUCAUCGACUCGGACGAGAGCAAGGAGAGCGUCGCCAAGGAGCUCGGCGGCGCCUUCCACGAGACGAACGCGGGCGUGGACCGCGUCGUCAUCUGCGCCGAGGACAAGAACCUCGUGCUCUGGAGCCAGAAGCUCCUGCGCAAGGGCGGCAUCAUCGUCGACGUGGGCCUCCCUGCCGAUGGACCGUUCCUUGUCGACAGCUUUGCGCUCAACUUCUGUGAACAGCAGCUGCGUGGCCGCCUGAUCUGCUCUCCCGAGGAGAUCGAGAGCAUGCUGAAGCUGCACGCGGACAACUCGUGCGAGACGUACGUCGAGAAGACGUACCGUGUCGAGCAGAUCAACGACAUGAUCGAGCACUACAAGUCCAAGAGUCUCAUGGGCCGCCUCGUGAUGGACUUCCAGUAGGGAAGUGCGCCCCUCCUUCUGCCGUGGCCCGUGACGAAUGCGAUGCGUGACCUCC